Cottoperca gobio is the source of this 3716-nucleotide messenger RNA. It is a transcript of the gene eva1aa, whose product is annotated as eva-1 homolog A, regulator of programmed cell death a. Gene Ontology annotation, molecular function: carbohydrate binding. NCBI's taxonomy places the organism in Eukaryota, Metazoa, Chordata, Actinopteri, Perciformes, Bovichtidae. The record is from RefSeq and is a predicted model, not a curated record. The coding region runs from base 250 to 1701 and encodes 483 amino acids. The transcript has 8 exons.
UCCUCCAGGUGGGUUGCCUCCACAACACUGCACGCAGUUAGAAAUGCACUCAGAGAGUAGUGCACUGCUCCUGCCCAGAGGAGCCUCGAUCCACACCACAGACUCACAGAAGUGUGGUGGAGGAGGAUGAGGGAGGACUAGAGACAUGGCACAGCGCAUCUCCCGCACGCGACGCUGAACCUGAAACCCAAUGCAGCUGCUGGACUUUCUAAUGCUACGGAGAAACUCAAAAACUUUGAGGCUUCAAGGAUGUUCUUCUCAGAUGGGACUCUCUCAUCCGUCAGUUAUGCGCUCCUGUUGGGAAUAACGUGUGUGAGCGUCCUUUGCGAUCUCACCAAGGGCUCUUCAGACUUUUCAGGUUACCUGUCCAAAGUGUUGAGGAACUACACCGAGCAGGCCUGUGACGGCGACUUCCUGUCUGUUCGCUGCCCGCCCCGCACCACCAUCUCUGUCCAAUCCGCUUUCUACGGAAGGAGAGGCGCCUCUGACCUCCAACAGUGCCCUCAGACCUACCAGGCCCUCUUAAGUUCUUAUAACGCUCGCGAGGAUGAUCGAUAUUGUUCUGUGUCCACCGCACUACAGAAAAUGCUGGACGAGUGCCAAGACAGAAGGAGCUGUCAAGUCCUUGUCAACAGCCGCGUGUUUGGGACAGACCAGUGUCCUGGCAGCAGUAAAUACCUCAUUGUCUGGUACAAAUGCAGACCUAACGAGUAUAAGAGUAAGGUGGUCUGUGAGGAGGAGAGGAUGAGGCUGAGCUGCAAACGGGGUAUGCAGAUCGCCGUUUACUCCGCCAUGUUUGGCCGAACUCAACAGGGCACCCUGGAGUGUCCCCUUCACCACAGGAGGGCCCCGUCAGUAGACUGCCAUUCGUCUGUGGCUCUGCAGGUUCUCACUGCCCGCUGCCAGGGAAGGAAAAGCUGUCUGGUUCGAGCCUCCACCAGAGACUUUGGAGACCCGUGUUACUCUGGCACCAGGAAGUACCUCAGCGUCAUCUACACCUGUGUCCCAAAGAAGUUGCUACAGGAGCAGGGACCCAGACCACCGGUGUACUCCCCUUCACCCAGCGCCCAUGACCCCAACAUAGUGGGAGACAGCCCUCCGGAGGGGAGCUCAGUCAUAAGCCCCGACGCUGUUCCAGAGAGGAAGAAGGUUAGGGAGACUAACCCCGACGAGGAGAAGUUUUCAGAAGCCGGUGGAAGAGGAGGUGGAGGAGAAAGUCCACUGCGGCCCCGAAACAUGAAUCCCGUCAUCAACCAGUCCACCUCUAGCGGCAGCAUGGCCCUCAUCAGCAACGCACUGGCAGCCUACACUUAUAUUUCAGACCAUCCGGAGAGGGCAGCGCUGUUCUUCGUCUGCGGCGUGUGUUUGGGCCUCUUCCUCACACUCUUCGCCCUGGUGGUCCAGAUCUCCUGUCGCACCGACUGCCAGCCCCGCCAGCGGCCUUCUGUCAAGAAACGCGCACGCCCCGCCGACUCAUCCUCCGAUUCAAGUGACUCGGACUCAGACUGGGAAACCACCUCGGAUCUGUCGGCGCGGCGGCACCGGCGGUUCGAACGCACGCUUAACAUGAACGUGUUCACGUCGGCGGAGGAGCUGGAGAGAGCGCAGAGGCUGGAGGAGAGGGAGCGCAUCAUCCGAGAGAUCUGGAUGAACGGGCAACCUGACAUCCCCGGGACACGGAGCCUCAAUCGGUAUUACUGAGGACUGCUUAGCGGCUUUUGUUUUUAUAGAAGGCUUACUUGACUUGAACAACAUUUUAGGACGCACUUGGGUUGGAAGGGGGCAAGAGACAUGGCCCUCUUGAAGCUUUAUAAGCAGAAACUGUGGACUCACACUGAUGAGAACAGUGGAAGGUAUUUUAGAUUUUUGGGAAGAAAGUCCUCCCCCUCUGCUGGCUUGCAUACUCCUCUGGGUAUCAUAAGCUGUACCCCCAUUCAGUAAGAGAAUAAGCUCCCACUCUGCAUGUUAAGCUUGCCUCUUUCUGCCGGAAGCGAGGGGUGAAAGGCUACACUGCCUUGCCCGUGACCUCAGCAGGCCUUUUUGAAGUGGGGAUUUAUGGGUUAGCUGCCUUAGACACACAUAGGCCUGUAGAGACUACAUAGGGACUGAAGGACCAAGGCCUCAGAUGGGUCUGUUUUAUGCAGGUCAUCUGCAAAAGACUGUGACACUUAGAGCUUUAUGCUCAGCACCCUCCAGUAUUCAAGUGUGGACUUUACAGAGGGGCGGCAUAAAGCAGAAAGAAGUGUAACGAUGGGACAAUGUAAGACAAUCUUUCCACAGUGAAUAACCAUGCUGCCUUUAUAAAACCAAAAUAUAUUUUGGGGGGAAUUCAUCUCAACCCUCAUGAAAUCUAUUUUAUAAUAUUUAAUAGUUUAUUGAUGUUGUGUAUUUUUGUUCUCAAGUAUGGUUUAUUAUGAGAUAUUUUUAUACUUGGCGAAGGUUUGUCUGGCACCUCAGGGAUGCAAUCCUAGUGUUUCUGUGUUUGGUUGAUGUGUUUGCUUCCUAAGAAGGGGAUCAGCCCAUUUAAACAGCUAAUGUCAGCAUUUAAAGAAAAGAAUUAGAAAUAUCAUAUAAAGAGCCUCAAAGAGGUUUAGUGAUUCAACCUUAUUUUUGAUACAGUAUGUUUAAUUCACAGUGCAGUGCCUUUUCUAGCUAUUAAGUCACUGUUGUCAAGAGUGCAGCUGGUGUUUAACCCAAUAACUGGUUAAAUUGGAUAUUCCAAAUUUAUUGUAUUCCCCUUUUAUCAUUACUGUUGCUUUGCUGAAGUGGAGCAUGUGUAAAAGCUGUCUCUGUCAUACGUUGCACUUGCUGUUUUUCCCCCGGAUUUAAAUGUGCGGAACCAGAAUAUGCCAAUUUUGUACCGGUGAAUUUGCUAGAAAUUAUUUUUCUCGUCCUCACACAAAUUUCAGGUCAACCGUGCCCUUAUUUCAAAGAUACCAGUGCUGAACCAGAUGCUCGUGGUACUCUCUGCUCAUGGCCAUCUGGAGAAGGAACCAGCACUGAAAGAAGGUUCACAGUGGACGUGCAACCUGCGUCUCUUAAAUCAUGUUGCCAGUUUUAUAAAAUAAGCUAUUGUCAAUCCAGCUCUGUUUGCAUUGCCCUGGAUUCAAGCGUAGAAAUAAUUAUAGUUUUCAUUAAAAAAAAAAAAAAGCUUGGUAUUUUCCUGACUGAAAGUUUAAUUGAGAGUACACAGGACAUAUUAGGGUCAUCCACAUAAAGACUGCCACUCUAUAUAGUCUUUUUUAUAAAGACAGAUUUUGUGUUUAAAUUUGAAUGGUUAAAAUGUGCCGAUAGCUGGUAAAGUGAGACCAAAAUAUGACUCCUGUGCUUGGAAUAAACUGUGUUCAAAAUAACUUGCCCACUGUUUUGUUUAAUCGUGCACAUGUUCUUGUAUUAUAGUCCAGUCACGCACAAAAUGAGCUCUGUACCGUGGCUGCUCUAAUCUCAUUAAAAAAAUAUCAUACUGCAAAUAUAGAGCGUAAACUGUACAAUAAAGGGCAUCACAACUCACAAGAUGUGUGCUUGUGAUGACCUGUGGGCACUUCUAUCAGUGAUAUGUAUUGGUGUUGCGCGCCCCCUGCUGGUGAAGUUAGAGCUCUUCAGUUUGAGUGUAUGAAUACAAGUCACCUAUUUAAGUUAUUUAUAGAUAUGAAAAAUGCUUUUUCUGAUAGAACUACUUGAAUGGAUUGUAGCACGUUUUGCUACUCGCCGCAGAA